CUCAUUGCUGUUGAGCUUCACACAUAGAAUUUUGAUUCCUCGCCAUUGUUACACAGAAAAGGUUGCUAGAGAGAGGGAAACUUUGAAUCCAUGAAGAGGCAAAAUAGUCAAUUAUCGUCGACUUCUCGCCGGGAUACUCCGCCGGAAAGUCUUCGAGCUAAAGGCAUUGGUUGCAUGUCCGGCAUUAUUCAUCUUCUUUCCAAGUACCAGAAUCGCCACAAGAUCAAAUCCCUCACGUUUGGAAAGAGUAAGCAGGAGAAGGAUAUUAUUGUGUUCUCUUCUUCUUCUUCUUCUUCUCCGACGGACCAAAUCCUAGUCUCAGCGUCUGGUGGUUCUCAGGCUUCUCCACAAUCGCAGGAACAGCGAAGGCCGCGAAGUGAUAAAGAAAGAAAAGGAACGGAGGUUGUUGAUUUACGGAUCAGAAGAAUCUCCUCCGAUUUGCCGACGAGGAGUCCGACUCUUUCGGCGGAGAUACGGCGGUCGAGUUCCGUGAACUCGCCGGCGACGACGAUCGGAACUUCUCCGGCUCUAGUAGCGCGGUUGAUGGGACUGGAAUCGGUACCGGUGGAAACGUCAUCCAGCGAGAAGAGAAGGAAGCUGUUGGGAGCACUGGAGAAAUGCGAUAAUGACUUGAAGGCUCUGAAGGAGAUUAUCAUGGCGUAUCGGUCUCCGGAUAGUCAUCCACCGGCGACGCCGAUUGCCGGAAAAUGCCUGAAUCGAGAAAAAGUAAGGACGAUUUCUGGACGGAAGUGUAGGGACAGUAAAUGUGGCGACGGCGAGAAGCGGCAGCAGCAGAGUGCAGUGUCCGUGCUCAACGAGUCCAGUCGCUUGCAUCUGAACAGAAUCAAUCGUACCACCAGAGGACGCGAAAACGGACAAGAAAUAUUGCAGCAGCAGCCGAAGAUCAAGAAGCCAACAGUUGAGGAAAAAGACGACUCCUUCAAGGCAUCGACAUUAUUAAUGAAGAAGAAGAAGGAUGAUGAGGUAGAUGAUGAUCCGCCAUUAACGUGGAGAAGCAAGGCCAUGGGCGAGAGCUUGGAUGAAAUCUCCAACGAAAUCUCAUGGGGCCUCAAACGCGAGAUGGCGAAAAUAGGUAUGGCUUUACAACAUCACAUUUACAGAGACUUGAUUGAUGAGAUGCUCACUGAUAUGCCUUUUUCUUCUCCUUAUUCUUCUAAUUUCUUCCUCCCCAUUGAUUAUUAUAAUUCCAUGAUUCCCCCCUUUGAAGCAUGUAGGAGAAGACUGCCUUUCUGAAUUUCCUUCUGAUUUCUUUUCGUUUUUCUCUUUUCCAUACACAUAGAUAUGUCCCCACAUUCACACUUUUGAGUACUAAUUUUCCUCUAGAGCUCAAAUUAGCGUUGUACAAGAAUGAGUAGCUUUUCGACGUUUUUACGUCUUUUUCCGACGUUUUGAAGCGUCGGAAAAACUCAAAUUUCUUGUAGUAAUGCAUGCACAUGCACUUUUUCUUAGUCAGUCUUUUAUUCUUGUAAGAUGUUAUUGACUCGGUUUGAUAAUAGUUUUGUUAUUAUUAUUACUACUAUAGCCCAUGAGGAGGAACUAGGAAGGCAGAAAUAAUGUUUUGAGGGGCAAUAAUCUUUCUAUUCUUAAAAUUUUUUUGCGGACAAAAUUAUAAAUCUAGAGCUCACAUGGGAAUAUAAUCUAGGAAAUUGUCUCUCUCCUUCCUGUUUUUUUGGCUUCGAGUCCUCUGCUCUAUCUGUAUAAUUCUUUUGAAUGGAAUCAGAGAGGGGUAGAGUUUAAA
Molecule: messenger RNA, 1759 nt
Organism: Momordica charantia (bitter melon)
Lineage: Eukaryota; Viridiplantae; Streptophyta; Magnoliopsida; Cucurbitales; Cucurbitaceae
Source: RefSeq, a predicted model, not a curated record